Molecule: messenger RNA, 467 nt
Organism: Strongylus vulgaris
Lineage: Eukaryota; Metazoa; Nematoda; Chromadorea; Rhabditida; Strongylidae
Source: the annotation of a GenBank genome assembly
AUGAUUGUCGAUUUUGCGGUGUUGAGAAGGAGCAACCCAUUUGAAUCCGGCCUCAGGGUCCUUCCGAUAUUCUACUUUGUUUGUAUUGCUUUCAACGUCCUUAUGGUAACAUGGGAUGGCUCAAAAGGUAUCUCCUUUUGCUCAUUUAUAUAUCGUCACCAUACUUUGCAAGUUCCAUAUUUGAUUUUAGUGUUGCACUUUAACGAAAUCCCAGUUUGGGGAGCGGUGAUCAUUGCUCUUGGUUGCGGUUUUAUAGCAGCCAUGUUUGUACAGUUCUUCCUAAAGCCACGAAUUCAUAGGAAAAUACAAGAUGAAAUGGCGGUCAAGUCAAGAACGCAGUGCGUUGUGGUGAAUCCAGAUCUUGUUACGGAUCGUUACAUCAUCGGUAAAGAAGUGAAAGAUGCUGAAAGUGGAAGCUACACUUCCAGUAUGUUUCAAAGUCCACUCAUAUAUUUUAAAAAUUGAUC